CCAAGCGUACUGAGCUGUCCUGGACAACUUUGAAACAGGUAUGAGAUAAUGCAGUACCUGCAAAACGUUGCAGGCUGCAAAUUACCAUUACCAAAUGAUGUAAACGAUGUAUUUCUGCGACUGGACCCUAGCAACGAGCAGCGUGUUCAGGCUUUGGUCUCGUGCGAUGCGGUUCUGCGCCCGCUGCUCGGAACCGAUGCGCGCUCGGGCUUCUCGCUAGGCGAUCCCAUCGACCUGUUCUGGGCAGGUGACAGUGGCGCCGGGCCACGGCGGUGCUUCAACAGCGAACGCAGACAUUAUAAAGAUUUCUGCUGGGACCCCUGGUCAGCCGCGCUGUACUUUGUGUGCGGUCAGGCAGUGCUGAAGCUGCUGGGCGAUGAGUUGGAGCGCGAGCUGGUGGCGGGAAACAUACAAGAAGGAGGCGAAGCGGACGGCGAGGGCCCGGCAGCCCGUUUCUAUUUGCCGCACACACUGGUGUCCGACGGCGCCGGUAGCCUGUUGGUCGUCGAUGGAAGUGGCAGUAACCGCAUCCGGAGGCUGCAGCUUCCAGCGGCAUGGCAGUGCGCGGGUAUCACUGCUGCCGCCACGGGUGGCAUGGUGGCAGGUCCCCGGAUGCCCGCUGGCACGGCCGCAGCAGUGGGAGGCGCAGUAGCAGCCGCAUCGGCAGUCACGGUCACAACUUUGUUGACAGACGCACCUGAGUACCUAUACAGCGCAUCCCGCGUGCCAUCGCAGCCGCAGGAGCAGCAGGGGCCCGCUGCGGCGGGUGGCCAGGGCGAAAGCAACGGCAACAACACUAGCAGCGGCGGCGGCGGUGGCGGUGGCGUCAAUGGCGGUAACGUUAGCGGUAGCGGUGGCGGUGCAGGCAGCGGGUGGGUGGUGUACGCUUCUGACAACGGUUUCUACCGCCUGCCGCUCCCACUACCGCCGCCGCAGCCUGUCCCGCCGGCACCUGCGCCUGCAGCUGCAGCUGCUGCUGCACCCGGAGGCGCGGCGACACCACUGGCCUUGCAACGCCUGGAGCUGACUGAUGCUUAUGACGGUCGGGGCGCGGGGCCUGAGUUAGACUUUGGGGACUUGCAGGGCGAUGCGCAAGACGUGGACGCCGAAGGAUUCAUUUACAUCGUGGAUUUGCACCGCCGCCUGUGCCGCGUGUCACCAGGAGGCCGUGUAGACACACUCAUGACGGGGUUGCCGGAGUGUGCUUCAUGCUACGCCGUCCUGCCAAACGGGUUCCUGGCCCUCGGCGCAGCAGAUUACCGCGAUGGUAAUUACAGCCUCAUUCUGCUGGACCUCGGGUUGCAGCCGCUACUGCCACAGAUGCCUGUUACAGCAGCAGCGGCGGCUGUAGCUGCGCCGCCGCCGCCGCGCAGCCUGCCCGCCGACCUGGGCGCGCUGCUGGACGUGCAGCCCGACGGCACCGCAGACCUGACCGUCCGUGUGGGCGAGCGCCGCUUCCACUGCCACCGCCUGAUCCUGUCCGCGCGCUGCGACUACUUCAGGCAGCGGCUGGUGGGCGACGGCUUUGCGGAUGCGCGCGCGGCGGAGCUGGAGCUGCCGGAUGCGGACGCCGACGCCUUCGCGCUGCUGCUGCGGUGGCUGUACACUGGGAGCGCCACCGUAGCGGUCGAUCAGUCGUGCGGCGUGGCUGAGCUGGCGGACCGGCUGCUGCUGCCGGAGCUGCUUGGUGUGGCGCUGGCGGUGGUGGCGGAGUCCGUGUCGGCCGCGACGGUGAUUGACAAGCUGCUGUGGGCCGCGGGCUGCUGCGAGACGCGCGGCGAGGGCUUUGGCGGCCUGCUGGCGCAGCUGAAGGCGUGGUACGUGCAGCACCACGAGCAGGUGGCGGCGGAGGCGGGUGCCGGCCGCAAGCGCCUGGCGUCAGAGGCGCCUGAUCUAAUGAUAGAGCUGAUGGACGCUGCGUUGGUGUGGGAGCGGACUGCGGGGGCUAAGCGGGCCAGGCGCAGCUAGCGGCUAUGCGGCAUGGCUGGACCAGGACUGACGAGCUGGCUAGCUGUUCGAGAGUGUGGGUAUCCGCCGUACAUACAGUGCAUUCAUCUUAGGGCCUGGUGGCGGAAUGCAUCUUUCCUAGGGUCUCAUGACGGUGGAGCGAAGCACAGCAGGGUCUUUCUUUGCCGCCAUGGCCCGGCAGCAGCCGCAAAGCAUGCACGAGAGGCGAGAGGGAGAGGUGGAAUUUACAAUCGCAUGCUGGCGUUGUGAGCUUCAGUUUAGGUCUGUUGGCAUGUGGACACGGUUGUUGAAGAACUCAUAGGAUGGUUUGGCGAUUAGGCCAGAAUGAAGUAGGCGCUCACGGUGGAACUUGCUGAGGCCUUGGGUACUGGUGGACGGUGGAUGGGGAAGAGCGGGUACGUGGGGGGGGGGUGGCGACACGAUGGUGCAUGCCCUGACAACUUACGUAGCCUCACGAACUAAGUUGCCUGGACUCCUUUGAAACACAGCUUAGCUCACGCGCCGCUAGAAGUACCCUGGCCCGGCUCAAUGUGAGGACCUGGGUCGGCGUUGCAGGCAUGGAAGCCGGGGCGCCUGGGGGCCGGGCCGGUGUCUCGGCGGUUGCGGAGACCCAGCGUUCGAGGCGGCGAGGGAAGUGUGUGCCCGGGUCAUCCUGCGCCACAUCUCGGUCCACAACUGCUGCGAGCUCCUGGCGUUGGCGCGGGGGGUGGAGGGCGCCGCGUUCGCACCCAUAGCCGCCGCCUGCCUGCGCUAAGCCGUCAACAGCUUUGAGACGCUGGUGGGGCUGCGUGAUGCGGCCACACUGCGGGCCUGCCUGGGGCCGGACGUGCACGACAGCCUAGCGGUAGGUGGCAGUGGGGGGAAGGGAGGGGGGCCGGAGGGGGAGACACGGCAUACGAAGUGAGA
Messenger RNA from Chlamydomonas reinhardtii, 2874 nucleotides. RefSeq lists its product as uncharacterized. The transcript has 4 exons. Gene Ontology annotation, cellular component: ubiquitin ligase complex; cytoplasm. Lineage: Eukaryota; Viridiplantae; Chlorophyta; Chlorophyceae; Chlamydomonadales; Chlamydomonadaceae. Gene Ontology annotation, molecular function: protein binding. The coding region runs from base 49 to 1968 and encodes 639 amino acids. The record is from RefSeq and is a predicted model, not a curated record.